AUGGGCGAUGUCGUUGAAACUAAGCCAGUAUUAUAUUCAUACUGGCGAAGCUCAUGUUCUUGGCGGGUGCGCAUCGCGCUCAACUUGAAGGAGAUACCAUAUGACAUCAAAGCAGUCAGCCUAAUCAAGGGUGGAGGAGAACAGCACUGUAAUGAGUACCGUGAGGUCAACCCUAUGGAGCAAGUCCCGUCUCUUUGUAUUGAUGGACACACACUCGUGGAGUCUCUAAACAUUAUGCAUUACUUGGAAGAGACCAGACCGAACCAAAGGCCUUUGAUGCCUCAAGACUGCUUCAAACGGGCUAAAGUCCGUGAAAUCUGUGAGGUAAUAUCAUCAGGCAUUCAGCCACUCCAAAACCUGAUAGUCCUCAUCUACGUAGGUGAAGAGAAGAAGAAGGAAUGGGCCCAGCACUGGAUCACUCGAGGCUUCAGAGCUGUGGAGAAGUUACUCUCUGCAUGUGCUGGAAAAUAUUGUGUUGGGGACGAGAUCACACUGGCUGACUGCUGUCUGGUGCCUCAAGUUUUCAAUGCUAGGAGAUUUCAUGUGGACCUGCGCCCCUUCCCAAUUAUUCUGCGUAUCGACCGUGAACUGGAGAACCACCCAGCGUUCCGUGCAGCUCAUCCCUCCUCACAGCCUGACUGCCCGCCAGAAGUCGCUAAAUGA
Molecule: messenger RNA, 663 nt
Organism: Spodoptera littoralis (African cotton leafworm)
Lineage: Eukaryota; Metazoa; Arthropoda; Insecta; Lepidoptera; Noctuidae
Source: the annotation of a GenBank genome assembly